CCAGCAGGAACGAACCAAAACUAUUAAAAAUGAAAUUGAUCAUCGUUGUAGCUCUCGCCCUUGUGGCUACCGUCAUCGCUGCCCCCCCUACAGAGGACUACCCUAAGAUCGUUCGGUCUGAAUUCGACGCCAGCCCCGAUGGAGCUUACAACUACAAUUUCGAGACUUCCAACGGCAUCGUGCGUAGCGAAACUGGUGAGCUGAAGGAGGCUCUCGACGACGACAACAAGCCUCACGUUAUUGUUGCUGUGCGUGGAAGCUACAGUUACACGAACACUGACGGCAAACCUGAAACCAUUACGUACUUCGCUGACGAGACUGGAUACCAUGCUCAGGGUGAAUCUAUUCCUCAGGUCGCCUCCGCCACGAGCUAAACUUCUAAAUUCCCUGGAUAGAUUUAAGUAAUGAAGCCUUAAUACAGGAUUGUGUGGCGAAGCAUCCACCACAUUCUCUUGUUACUCGUUAUUAAUUUGAUGCUCACUGCCAUAUUUUUUUGUACGUUUUUUUUUACUAUUUGUUGUGUUUUCAAUAUGUCAUGCACAAAGACAA
Messenger RNA from Bombyx mori (domestic silkworm), 549 nucleotides. RefSeq names its product cuticular protein RR-1 motif 46 (gene CPR46). The record is from RefSeq and is marked provisional. The transcript has 3 exons. Gene Ontology annotation, cellular component: chitin-based extracellular matrix. The coding region runs from base 30 to 374 and encodes 114 amino acids. NCBI's taxonomy places the organism in Eukaryota, Metazoa, Arthropoda, Insecta, Lepidoptera, Bombycidae. Gene Ontology annotation, molecular function: structural constituent of chitin-based larval cuticle.